UUUGGUUUCUCAGUCGACGAAAAGAUCCUCUUUAGUGAUGCUAACUGGCAGUAUGUGGUGAUCAAUUAAAUUCAAAGCUAAAUCUCAUAUAAAUAAACAAGCCUCACAUGUUGUCAGCUAUGCUAUAGUCACUGCUAAAUAUCACCAGAAAAUCAAGCAAUGCAGUCUUUAUGUUCUCUGAUUUUGCUCGGUUGUUGAACCCAACUCUCACUACAAUCUACAGCCAUCCAUAAUAGAUGAGCUUUAAAAUGUGUGGGUUUUCUAUGGGGGCUCAGCACAGCUUUAAUCAGCUCUAGUUCCAGGCAAUUUGAAAUCUAAAGCAUUUCAGGUACGCCGCUAACCCUGUGAUUUUCACCAAAGGAGGCCAAAGAGGAGGCGGGAAGACACCAGAAACUCUGCUGGAACGGUAGAGAGGUCUUCAGCAAGUACACUACACACAUCCUAUAAAAUAUGUCAUCCACACAACAAGUUUACAUCAUUUCAUUUUCUUUGAGGUGAUAACGGCAAGGUGAUAAAUAACUUAUCACCUUGCCGUUAGGUGGUAACUUUAAGGUGAUAAAUGACAUUUGCAAUAUAUAUUUAUUAACAAAAGAGUCAGCGCCGAUAGCCUCGUGGGCAGCAUGCUGACAUAUAGCGUUGUUGCACUUUGGGAGACCCGAGUUCAAGUCCCGGCUCGCUGACCUUUCCCGAUCCCAUCCCCCCCUCUCUCUCACCUUGCUUCCUGUCCACUCUAUACUAUCACAACGAAGGCAAAAAUCGCCAAAAAGAAAUCUUAAAAAAAAAACAACAACAACAGCAAAACAGAGAGGUAAGUAUCAGAUAUGGAAAUGAGGAAAAGUGCAGCAAAGUGGGUCAACAUGUAAAAAUCAGUAAAAAGUGUGAAAUUUUUAGAUAACAUGUAAAUAAUACACCGUAUAGAGAAAGUACUAUGCCUGGAGCUUGGGCGGCUGCUGUUUUAUGGAAUGUAAUGCUUUAAUAUUCUGAUUUAUACACUCUCUUUUUCUCCUGUCUCUCAUACACUCCCCAGAGUCAAAGCCAACAAUUCACUCCUGGCCUGUCCUCCUCCAGGGCUGUGGUACCUCGGGGAAGCAAUGAGUGAGAAGCUAAGCAUAGAGAAGCUGAGAGCACUUGCCACUCUCCUUAACAGGAUUAUCCCUCACUCACGCUGCUGUCUCCACUCACGAGCGGAUCACAUUCUUAAUAAACAUGUUACCUCACACCCUGAGCGGCCGCAGGCAGUACAUGUUUGUUGAAGACUGGUGUGAAGGAAGGACCGAAUAAGGGCAAAAGUUUCUAUGUUUGCACUGCGCGUGAUGCAACGCCCUGCAACUUUUCACUGCCUACAGAGAUCCCUCCAUCUCACUGCCUUCAGCAUGAGGACUCCAUGGUUGAACUUCAAACACUAAUUUACAAUGAAACACAGGACAAAUACAAGUUGUUUUAUCGCUGUAUGCUUGGAAAAACUGAGGGACAGAAGUGGUGUGGGUGUGUUCCAUGGAGAGAGAAAGACCCUGAGAGACGGACUGAUUUGUUAGACAAAAAUCUUCAAUCCUCCAGCCUCACUCCAGUCAGGAACCCUUUCAAAGUCAAGACAAAACAAGACAAAUCUUCAGAACACAGGAGGGAUCCAGAUGCUGAAAAGGAUAGAAGAGAGGUUAAUGUUAAAGAUAAACAUGUGAACGGUGAAGAUAAUUGCAGUGCUAAAAAGAAAGAAGGAAAAUCCAAGUCAAAAGAGAUGGAAGGGACUAAUAAGAAUGGCAUGGAUGGUCAAAGUGUCUUGGACCGAGAGGGGAGAGAUUCUGGAGGUUCAGAGUCCUGGAGGAACAAGACACUUCCUGCUGGGAUGAAGAUAAAGAAGAGAGUGUCUAAUGAUGAGAGACCAAGGAGCCCAGCAGAGGACGAGACAUGUCCAGAGAGUCCAAACUCCGUGAAAGAAUGUGUUCAAAGGCCGAGAGAAUCUGAGACCAGCCUGAAAGAGCAGCAGGAGCAGAAACCUACAAAAAAAUCAGGCAGCUCUACAAAGAGCUCAUCUGGAUCUGAUAUGAAAACUUCAGAGAAUAAAACAAAGGAUGACUGCUCGAACAAGCAAAGCACUUCUAAUUCAAAAUCAGUUACAGAUAAACCUCAAAACCUGCAGAGCAAGAGCCAGUCACCUUCAUGCUCCACAUCACAGGAUGUGGCAGAUUCUGAAAAGCCCUCAGCACUUAAUGUUCAGAAGACACUACCAAACCAGAGUCAGGAGAAGGACCAGAAGGGCAUAGCGCGGUUUGGUGAGUGGAGCGAUGAGGAUGAUGAUGAUGUUCAGCUGGUGUCAGUACAGCCUCCCACCCAGCAGAGUGCUCCGACUCCAGUGGCACCUGUUCAGAAAACGCUCACCUCUUUCCCUGGUUUCCAGGCUGCUUCUAAAGCCCAGGUUCAGUCUGAGGACCUCCACAGCCAUCUCACAGCCCAGCUCAAGCAGAAGAAGGCCACUCUUUCAGUGGUGAAUGUGUCUGCUCUGCCAGAUAAAGGAGAGCGUUUGAAGAGUCAGGUGAAGGAGCUGGAAGAGGCUCUGGAGUCUCUGAGCUUGACCACAGCUUCUCUGUCUGAGUCUCAAGAUAAAGACAGAGCAGAGGCAGAACACAAGCCCAUAUACAGCUUGUCCAAUCCAUUCAGUCAUCCUGGAGGCACAAUCCUCCUGCCCACAGCUCCAGCUCCCAUGCAGAAAGAAUCCUCUAGUGGCUCACUGGGCCUGAACCUCAGCCAAGGCUACUCCCAGAUGUAUGGAGUGAAUCCUCAGAGCCAGGCUUUCUAUGGUGGCAGGAUGACUGAGAACAGACUGCUGGCUGUCCGCAAUGCCACCACUGAGGCCCUCGACCAUCUGCACGACUCGCUGGAGUCUUGCCCUACAGAAGACACGGAGGCACAGGAUCCCAAAGGAAUCAAGGUGGAGCUGUUGCCUCAUCAGAGGAGGGCUCUGGCCUGGCUGCUGUGGAGAGAGACACAGAAACCAUGUGGAGGAAUUUUGGCUGAUGACAUGGGCCUGGGAAAGACCCUCACAAUGAUCUCCCUCAUUCUGUCUCAGAAGAAGAAGGAUGAAAAACUGGAGGAAUGGAUCUCUAAAAAAGAUUCAACCAUAGUGGCUUCUCAGGGGACGUUGAUCAUCUGUCCUGCUUCACUGGUGCAUCACUGGAAGAAAGAGAUUGACAAGCGUGUGAAGAGUAGUCGCCUCAGUGUGUAUUUGUACCAUGGCCCCAACCGACAAAGGAGUUCAAGCAUCCUUGCUGAGCAUGAUGUGGUGAUCACUACGUACAGUCUGGUCUCUAAGGAGAUUCCUGUGCAGAAGGAGGAUGCGGAGAAACCCUCUCAGGACUCUGAUCAUGUGGCCUCAGACUUGCCUCCCCUUUUACGUAUUGCCUGGGCACGUGUGAUUCUCGAUGAGGCUCACAACAUUAAGAACCCUAAAGUCCAGACGUCCAUGGCGGUGUGUAAGCUGCGGGCCCGAUCCCGCUGGGCUGUCACUGGAACCCCCAUUCAGAACAACCUACUGGAUAUGUAUUCACUGCUCAAGUUUCUGAGAUGCUCUCCGUUUGACGAGUAUAAGCUGUGGAAGGCUCAGGUGGAUAAUGGCUCAAAGAGAGGAGGAGAGAGACUGAACAUCCUCACCAGAGCACUGCUGCUUCGCAGGACCAAAGACCAGCUGGACUCUACUGGAAAACCACUGGUGUCUCUGCCUGACCGGACAUGUGAGGUUCACAGAUUGAAGCUGUCUGAAGAUGAACAGGCUGUAUAUGAUGUUGUAUUUGCGCAAUCCAGGUCCACACUCCAAAACUAUCUUAAGAGACAUGAAGAGGGAAACGCUAAAAAGGGAGACAAUAGUAAUCCUUUUGAGAAAGUUGCACGGGAGUUUGGGAUGUCUCAGCAGGACUCGCUGUCUUCUUCUCAGCAGCCUCAGGCCUCCAGCACCAUCCACAUCCUGUCACUGCUGCUGCGUCUCAGGCAGUGCUGCUGCCACCUGUCUCUGCUCAGGAAGACUCUGGAUCAGUCGGAGCUGCAGGGGGAUGGUGUAGCUCUGUCUCUAGAAGAGCAGCUGUGUGCUCUGUCUCUGUCUGAGCCCUCAGACUCUGACCCUAAAGACACCGUCUCCCUCAACGGCAGCCGCUUCUCCUCUGAGCUCUUCCAGGACACUCGUGAAAGCACUAAGAUUUCAGCCAUUCUGACAGAAUUAAGAGAAAUUAGAAAGAAAGAUCAAAAAAGUGUGAUUGUGUCUCAGUGGACCAGCAUGCUGCACAUCGUUGCUGUUCACUUGAAAAAAAUGGGUCUGAAGUUUGCGGUAAUUGAUGGCACUGUCAAUCCCAAACGGAGAAUGGACCUAGUGGAGGAGUUCAACACUAACCCUAAAGGACCACAGGUGAUGCUGGUGUCUCUGUGUGCUGGAGGUGUGGGGAUCAAUCUGAUUGGAGGAAAUCAUCUGUUCCUCAUCGACAUGCAUUGGAACCCAGCACUAGAGGACCAGGCCUGUGAUCGGAUCUAUAGGGUGGGACAAUCCCGAGAUGUUACAAUUCACAGGUUUGUUUGUGACGGUACAGUGGAAGACAAGAUCUCUUCUCUACAGGAAAAGAAGAAGGAGCUGGCUCAGAAAGUCUUGUCUGGAACUGGAUCCUCAUUCACUAAACUGUCUCUGGCAGAUCUCAGGGUCAUCUUUGGUGUAUAAUGUGCAUUUAAUUUCAGAAAGUAAAUAAUAAUAUAGUCUCAACAUCAUUUUACCUACUUUUGUUGCUGUCGUGAAAGCAAAGACUUUAUAUUCAAAUACUGCAUGUUUAAAUUGAAUAAAUUUAAGGAAUGUCACCAGG
Messenger RNA from Megalobrama amblycephala (Wuchang bream), 4832 nucleotides. It is a transcript of the gene ttf2, whose product is annotated as transcription termination factor, RNA polymerase II. NCBI's taxonomy places the organism in Eukaryota, Metazoa, Chordata, Actinopteri, Cypriniformes, Xenocyprididae. The record is from RefSeq and is a predicted model, not a curated record. Gene Ontology annotation, molecular function: ATP binding; zinc ion binding; ATP-dependent chromatin remodeler activity. The transcript is spliced from 25 exons. The coding region runs from base 1385 to 4693 and encodes 1102 amino acids.